AUGCACUGGGUAUGGGGGUUGCUCAUCGUCGCCGCCAACUUGGCCAAUAGCCAAAUGCCAAUUUUUCGGAAAUUCGAGUACAAACAUUCGUUCCGGGCGCCUAACCUCGCUCAACGUGAUGGAUCGAUACCGUUCUGGAUUGUAUCUGGUGAUGCCAUCGCCUCUGGAGAGCAGCUACGCCUCGCACCGUCCAUGCGCAGUCGGAAAGGUAUCGUAUGGAACAAGCGACCAAUGCAAGAGAGCGAGAACUUCCAGAUCGACGUAAGUUUAAAAGUUACCGGUCAGGGGCGAGUUGGUGCUGACGGAAUGGCAAUUUGGUAUACCGCUCAAAUGGGAAGCAUCGGCCCUGUUUUCGGUGCCAACGAUUUCUGGACUGGAAUGGGAAUAUUCCUCGAUUCGUUUGACAACGAUGGCCAGAAAAACAACCCAAUCAUUGCACUGAUGAUCAACGAUGGGACCCGCUCGUACGAUCACCAGACAGAUGGCAGUCAACAGAUUCUCAGCAGUUGCCAGAGAGACUUCCGUAACAAGCCAUAUCCUGUUCGUCUACGGAUUGAAUAUCUGAAAAAUGUCUUGACUAUUUAUGUUGACGAUGGCAUGACGCAGAUUCCCAGAUACGAACUUUGUAUAAGAGCAGAAAAUAUUUUCUUGCCCCGCAAUGGUCAUUUCGGUAUGUCAGCAGCAACCGGAGGCCUUGCUGAUGAUCAUGAUGUCCUCGAUUUCUCUGUGUUCUCGAUACAUACCGAUACUCGUCCACCUACAGCUACGCACAUUCCACAGGAAGAGAAAACAAAGUAUGAUGAGGAGUUCGAACGACAAAUGAAGGAGUACGAAGCUGAGCGUGCCAAAUUCAAAGAGCAGCAUCCAGAGAAAGCAAAGGAGGACGACUAUUAUGAUGAUCCAAAGUACUUCGAAGAUGCCACCUCUCGCGAGCUUAGGCAACUUCUCGAGGGUCAUAAUAGUAUGUUCCAGUUACUGCAACGAAUGGAAGGCAAAUUGAAUCAAAUUCAAGGUGGUGCUGUUGGAACGGCAAUGCCAGGACAAGUAGGUGUCACUGCUGGUGCUGGUUUGUUACAACACGAAAAGAAUGAGGUGCUUCAAACACUACGCGAUCUCUCUCAAUCACUACGUGAUCAGAAACAGUAUGUGAAUGAGAUUUUCACAAAAACAUAUAACUUGGAGCAGAAAUGGGGACAGGGUCCACCGCAAGGUGGUGGUGGUGGAGGCGUAGACCACAACAUGCAUCAGAAGGUAGACAGUUUAUUAAAUGAGAUCCGAACUGUACGAGCAAAUCAGCUACAACAGGGUGGCACUGCCGUUAACUGCCCGAAUAUCUCGUGCCUGUCAUCAAGCUUGUUCCUUGCUGUAAUUUUCAUCCAAGGACUUGUCAUUGUUGUUAUAGUCUUUAUCAGAAGCAAACCCGACAAAGCCAAGUUCUACUGA
Necator americanus (New World hookworm) is the source of this 1443-nucleotide messenger RNA. RefSeq lists its product as uncharacterized. Gene Ontology annotation, cellular component: endoplasmic reticulum membrane; COPII-coated ER to Golgi transport vesicle; endoplasmic reticulum-Golgi intermediate compartment. Gene Ontology annotation, biological process: endoplasmic reticulum to Golgi vesicle-mediated transport. Bases 1 to 1443 code for a protein of 480 amino acids. The transcript has 14 exons. The record is from RefSeq and is a predicted model, not a curated record. NCBI's taxonomy places the organism in Eukaryota, Metazoa, Nematoda, Chromadorea, Rhabditida, Ancylostomatidae. Gene Ontology annotation, molecular function: D-mannose binding.